AUGAUUCGUUUCUCAAAGACUGCUCUACGUUCUCUGUCAGCUGUGUCGAAGACGCUUGUUCGCACUGAAAUUGCGGGCGCUACGCACACCCUUGAGGUUCGCAAGCAGAUAAAUGACAGGAGAUCGCAAAUCCUCCUUGGUGGCGGUUUAAAGCGAAUUGAUGCCCAACACAAACGAGGAAAACUCACCGCCAGAGAAAGAAUUUCCCUGCUUCUCGACGAAGGCAGUUUCCAGGAAUAUGACGCAUUUAUGGAGCACGACUGCGUCGAGUUUGGCAUGCAGAAGAACAAAACUCCAUGUGAUAGCGUCGUUACUGGACACGGAACAAUAAACGGUCGACAAGUUUUCUUAUUCAGCCAGGACUUCACAGUUUACGGCGGUAGCUUGAGCAUGGUGCACGCCAGAAAAAUUUGCAAAGUUAUGGACCAGGCCAUGCUUGUUGGUGCCCCAGUUAUUGGUCUGAAUGACUCCGGUGGUGCUCGUAUCCAGGAGGGUGUAGCGUCUCUUGCCGGCUAUGCCGAAAUCUUCCAACGGAACGUAAAUGCUUCGGGUGUUAUCCCUCAGAUCUCCAUGAUCCUCGGCCCAUGCGCUGGUGGCGCUGUCUACUCACCGGCCCUCACUGAUUGGAUAUUCAUGGUUCAAGAUACCUCUUAUCUUUUCAUCACUGGUCCUGAUGUCGUUAAGUCGGUAACGAACGAAGAUGUCACCCAGGAGGAGCUAGGCGGCGCAAAGACGCACACUACCGUAUCUGGCGUUGCCCAUAAUUCCUAUGAUAACGAUGUGGAAGCCCUCCUGAGUCUUAGAGAGUUCAUGAGUUACCUACCCUCAUCCAAUAAGCACCCUGCCCCCAUCCGCGCAUGCAAUGAUUCCGUUACUCGAAUGGUGCCAUCCUUGGACACCGCCGUGCCUCUAGAACCUACGAGUGCCUACAACAUCAAGGAUGUUGUGCAUGAAAUUGUAGAUGAGCGCGAGUUCUUCGAAAUUAUGCCAAAUUACGCCAAGAACAUUGUUGUUGGUUUUGCACGAAUGGGCGGCGAAACCGUCGGAAUUGUUGCAAACCAGCCCCGGGUCGCUGCUGGGUGCUUGGAUAUAAACGCCUCCGUAAAGGGUGCGAGGUUUGUGCGUUUCUGCGACGCCUUCAACAUCCCUCUCCUCACGUUUGUCGAUGUGCCCGGUUUCCUGCCAGGCACAGCGCAAGAGUACGGCGGCAUCAUUCGUCAUGGUGCUAAACUCAUCUACGCUUACUCUGAAGCUACUGUUCCCAAACUGACCGUUAUUACUAGAAAAGCCUAUGGUGGUGCCUAUUGUGUCAUGAGCUCCAAACACCUUCGUGGUGACAUAAAUUACGCUUGGCCAACCGCUGAAAUCGCUGUCAUGGGAGCCAAGGGAGCCGUGCAGAUCAUCUUCCGUGGCAAGGACGACAAGGGUGCUGCCGAAGAUAACUACAUCCGCGCUUUCGCCAAUCCCUUCCCAGCGGCUGUAAGAGGCUUUGUGGACAACAUAAUUGACCCACAGACCACUCGCGCACGACUAUGCAGUGACCUGAAGAUGCUGAGGACCAAGAGACUGGACAACCCAUGGAAGAAGCACGCCAACAUGCCGCUGUAG
Molecule: messenger RNA, 1608 nt
Organism: Dibothriocephalus latus
Lineage: Eukaryota; Metazoa; Platyhelminthes; Cestoda; Diphyllobothriidea; Diphyllobothriidae
Source: the annotation of a GenBank genome assembly